This is a messenger RNA of Malus domestica (apple), 2833 nucleotides long. The record is from RefSeq and is a predicted model, not a curated record. NCBI's taxonomy places the organism in Eukaryota, Viridiplantae, Streptophyta, Magnoliopsida, Rosales, Rosaceae.
UUGUCAUGUUUUGGGAUUCCAUUUCAAUGCUACGAGCAUUGAAUGGUCUGGAUUCAUGGGACCAUAAUAAAAGCAAUAACCCAAACCAAUCCAGGCCAUCAAAUGCUCGUAGCAUUUAAUGCUACAUAGCAUGGAAAAUUUUCCCAUGUUUUGAUGAAGAUGUGCAUGCACAUUUUCUCACUAAGAUGACCAUGUUAAGAUGAAGAUGGUGUUUGAGAUCAUUUAGGAUCUUAAAGAGAUUAAUCCCAUUAACUAUCCAAGAGAGUCUGUAAUAGGGAUGGUCGUUCAUGCAGGUUGGAUUAGGAACAAGCAAACCAUUAGAUUUUGGGGAACCUUAGUCAUUGAGAGUUUGAAGUAUAUUGUCUGCUUCUUAGAACUGCCAAUAAAUGAAAGUAUCGGUAGAGAAACUGGCCCUAAAAUACAUACUAGUAAGUUCAAACCCACACAUAGACAAAUGAUUAUGCUUCCAUUUGGCAAUUCAGAUCUUUCCUUGAUGGUUGGUUUAAAGGAAGCAUUACAUGUAAACUUUUGACGUUCAAAUCUGUGUAUCCUGUCAAAUAUACCCUGAAGUUAUGACUUCUUAGUUUCAUCAACCAACUGGCUUAGUACUUGUGAUGCAUGUGUUUAAUGAUAUUUUAAAAAAGUUAGCAUAUAUUAUGGUAAAUUCCUAUUUGAUAAGAUAAAUGUGUACCAUUUACAUGCUGGAAAUUAAAAAAAAAAAAAUUUCAGUAAAUUUUUACAUAAAAAAUUUAUUGUGCAAUUGUGCAUACAUUGAUUUAGUAUACAUAUAUUUUGUAUACAUUGCUUUUGCAGUUUUUGGAAGGCAUUGUAUGCAAUCGAUUGCUCAAUUUAUCAACUUUCCAGUGGGUGUUUCUAGAUGAAAAUUUCUUAUAAGUUGUGUUGUCUUUGUCCUACUUAAUCGGAAGCUUCUUUUGUCAAACGUAUUUCCUCUUUUAAAAUCUAUAGCCUCCAAUCAAUUCCCACAAUGCAACCUGACAAAAAUAUUUUCUACCACUGUGCCAAAUUCAAUAAUUAGCAUGUCAUCUGGCCCUUAUGGUGGUGAAAAGUCAUACUUGUAGGGUUUAAAGGAAAGAAGAUGCGGUCGGAAUUUAAUCUCUCCUGAUUAUUAUAUAUGAGUUUGAAGUCAUUUGAUCAAGUAUUCAAAUAUAUGAUGAGUUGUUCUCCAUCAAAUUUUAUCUCAUCAUUUUUAAACAUCUCACAUCUAUUACGUCACAGUACCACUAAAUUCGGAAUUGAAUUUACCUUUGAAGUUUUCAGCAUCACCUGAUCCAUCGUAGAAAGUCAGAGAUCUCAAAUUAAUUUUUACAGGUCUUUAGACUUCAGAUGAAGUGUAUCAAUGUGAGGUUUGUCACACGUGAUUUGAUUAAAAUUGCAAAUUUUUACACUAAAAUGGUGAAUAAUGAAAGAAAGGGUCUCAAAUUUAUUCAUACGUGAUUGCAAAUGAUAUUUUGUUCUUAUUUGAUAUAGUGACAUGUGGAAAAAAACUAAUACAUGUCCUUACAUCAUUGGCAUGGGACGCCAUGUGGCGGUGAACCUGUGCCGUGCAAGUCCUUCUCCCAAACAUGGCAUUCGGAGUGCCCCAACUAUCAUGAUUUUCAUCGUCGGUGAGAGAAAGGACACGAUAAUUGGUGCUGCGCCUAAAAUCACAUUAACUAGCACCAUAGAGAAAUUUUUGUAGAGCUGGAUACGGAAACCCUUUGCAAGAUUUCUGUUUGUAGUAUUCUUUUCCUGUUGUUUUUCUUGUGAUGGUUACUACUUGAUUAGUUUGUCAAAUUCAGAAGCUUAUUUUAUCGCCUUUUUUGUUGAUUAUAUUAUGUGUGUUGAUCAUCUGUGUUAGUAUGCAUCUCAAACUUCUCCAAUAAUGUAGCCUCGCAGAAAAAUUCUUACCCCACUAAAGUAGUAGAGAUUUUAGAUGGUCAACUUCUGCAACUCUGAAAAUCUUCCACAUAGGACCCUACUCUGACCCGGGUACUGCCUUUAUAAGUUGCUUUUUUCAUAUUUUCUACAAAUCUAGAACUUUUUGAACUUGACUUUUCUUUUGAAUCUAGAAGCUAAAACUGAACAGAGACCGUUGAGUCAUUGCUUAUACUGACGUUGAUGUCUUUGAUCCGAAGACCAAGACUGUUUCUCUUGUAUAUAUAGAUUCAAUCAAACUGAGGACUUGAUUCCUAUUGGCAGCUGAAUUAUAAAGAGGAAAUGGGGUGGAAGUUACUAGUUGGUUUAUUCUCAAAUAUAAGAAACAGAAAAGAAUGUCUAUAUGAAUAUGGAAACAACACCAACAUAUUGCUCUCUGUUCUUUAAUUUCAUUUCCAUCAGCUAUUUUGAGAACUAUUUAUCCUAUUGCAGUCAUUUUGUCGUUCAUUUGAAAGUCUAUAAAACUACAAAUAUUAAUGUCAUUUAAAUGAACUAAAAUCAGGAGUGUUUUCUAUGUAUCCCUAACAUAGUGUGCCCGAUUCUAAUAGAAACACGAGGAACCCUUUUAAUUUUUCUAUUAGAGUUGGAGAGGUUGUGUCUGGCACACCAAGCACGUUUUGCUAAAUAGAUUGUGCACAAAACUAGAUCGUUCCUUUUAUCAAAUAGUAGCAUGUAUGGUUUAAGAAAGGAACAUGCAUUAUUACUUUGUUUUUUCUUUUAUUUGUAUUCAAUCGAUUUUCUAAUCUAAUAUAUACUAUGGGAAGGGGGAUUCGAACUUGGGUGUAGAGGGGGAAGCAUAUUGUCGUAGCCAACUGUGACUACGGCCAAGUCUUCUAUUACUUUGUUUGCUUUGAGUAUGCUGAAAGUAGUCAAAUGAGUCGUAUGUAAAGUUAUUAAG